AUGACCAAAAUGGAAGUUCGGAGAAUCAAGUGCGACGCCAUCUCCGCCGAACACCGUCCCGUCGGCUCCAUCAAAACCCGUACGAUACCGCCAAGAGUCGACGUCGCCGUCCGAGGGGUCAACUUCAAGCUGACCCGCAAGCACCCCCUGUCCAACACUCUCAGCUUCCGCUUCCUGGGCGUGGGGGAGAUGCGCUGGGAAGAGCUAGGCAAGGGGUGCAGGGGCAUGAGGCUCAUCGACUUCAACGGCAAGACGCUUGCACACUUCCGCCCGAGGCUGCAUGUGCUGGGUGCCACCGAAGGAGGCAGAGAAAGAGACGAAAGCAACCCGCUCGCAGGCGGCUUGCGCGGGCUGACCAGGGCCGGGUGCGGUCCCGCCUUCGAGCUGCACGCCGCGCUUGCAGAUCUCGACCUGGACCUGCUUGUCACGACUGGCUUGGCGGCGGCAGAGCACCGUCGGCAGUUGAACGAGGACUGGGACAUCGUGUCCGAGGAGUAG
Messenger RNA from Colletotrichum spaethianum, 498 nucleotides. RefSeq lists its product as uncharacterized. The coding region runs from base 1 to 498 and encodes 165 amino acids. The transcript has a single exon. Lineage: Eukaryota; Fungi; Ascomycota; Sordariomycetes; Glomerellales; Glomerellaceae. The record is from RefSeq and is a predicted model, not a curated record.